This is a messenger RNA of Cladocopium goreaui, 6729 nucleotides long. Lineage: Eukaryota; Dinophyceae; Suessiales; Symbiodiniaceae. The record is from the annotation of a GenBank genome assembly.
GUGUCGAUCCCUGAUUGGCCAAAGUUUGCUGGUCUGGUGGUUCGUGAUUUGAUGCCUGUGAUUCCUACUUGGCCAGACGAUGUUGUUGAGGAGUUGCAGUUGAAACCCCAUGAAGUCAGGCAAUUCACACUGGAUGGUUCUCACAUGCGGAAGUAUGUCCUGCAACCUGACCAAAAGCUUCCUACCAGUUUGCACAGUUGGGGAAGCCAAGCUGAUCCGUGUCCAUGCACCUGUCGUCAAGAGCCUUUCAGUGAAGCCCUGGUUCGAAGUAAAGGCAUUUAUGCUGUGGUGGUCCAGAUCUUGUCUGAGUCAGGUGAACCACAGUACAGACAUUUGCAUCCGACUGAGCUUGCCCUUUUGAACGGUCUGCCACCUCCCGAUGUUUGGAACUCAGCGGACAGACCUGACUUGCGGCUUUGUCUGUGUGGUGUUGGACAACUUGCGUCUCCACUUCAAUCUUUGUGGGUAGGGGCAUGCAUUCGUGCGCAGUUGCUGGAAAGAUGUGGUCUUCCUGCGGACUCUGUUUCUCCUGUCUGUCGUCUCCAGCAGUUCAAGCAGAAGCUGUAUGACGUUGCCAAGACUCUCUUUCGCAGUGUCCCGCCUGUUGCCCCGACAAUUGUGGAUCCUGAGGUGCAUGAAGUCACGCUGGUGUAUGCCGACUGUACUCAGGUCACAGUGCAGGUUUCUGCCGACGCCACUGUUUCUCAGCUGCGUCAAGCGGAUGAUGCUCUUCAAGGACCGGAGGAUGGAAAGUGGAUUGAUGCUCAGUCUUCGUCUGUCUUGCAAGGUCAUGAGACGGUUAGUGGUCGCACCAUACAGGUCUGUUCAUCCCCGUCCAGUGAGCCGAUGUCUGAACCUGAUGCUACUGGAAUUGAUCCCAUUCAGCUUGAGCAGGAUUUGCCGAUUGUCCCUCACCGACCUGUCUUGGAUGUGUCUCUCUCCAGCCCUAGCCGUGGACUUGAUGUCGUGUCUGAUUUUCAUGGCUUGAAGCGUCACUGCACGGUUGAUGUCCGGCUUCCGGUUGAUGCCCUUUCUGGUCUUCUUGCUUUGACCGGUCCUCAGUUGGCUGCACUGGUUCCUCCGAUUGUGGUGACCAGAGAACAGUGUGUUGCCAUGCGUCAGGCCUCAACUUCGAGCUCCUCUCGCUUGCAGAUUCUCCACAACCAGGGAGUUGCCAUGGGUGAUGAUGAACUGACCCUUCAUGUGAUGUCUUGUGUGCAGUUGUCAGGUCGUUCUGAUCUGCGGUUUUUAGAUCCCCUGCUUGCUUCUGGGUGGCUCCGUCAUGGUACCGUUGAUCAGGUAAGGGUCACAAUGUGGGAGCAUGAUGAUGGAGUGGUUGAACCGUUGUGUCCGUUGCAUGGCUUGAUCAGUCAAGCGUGGCAGCGUCCUAUGUUUGCUCUUGCAUGCAACAGGCGUUCCUUUGGACGUGAUCACUGCGGUACUGCGGCUGUGUGCUUCCUUGGCCAAUUGUUGCUGAACAAGCCCUUGCCUGUCCAUGAUGAAGAUUUGGUGCGUAUUCAUGCUGAGUUGCGCACAAGCUUUGGUGCUGCCAUUGGACUUUUGACUGAAGUGCCAAAGCCUUGGUGCUGGGGGUUGGGUGUCCCUGAUGUGACCGGUCUUGUCGCCAACCUGUUGCAAUUGCAUGGUGUGCCACAUGCCCAGUGCAAUUCACGUGCCAAGAUGAUCCUCCAGAGCUUAGGCAAGACUGAAGUCCAAGCUGCUGUCACAGGAGUUGCACCAUGGAAGUCAUUGAAGCACUUGGCCAACCUGCACCAGCCAGUGAUCCAGCUGGUGUUGCCCGAUGAACAGGCUCAACAUGUUGCAGCCCGCCAGAGCCAAACCAGCAUGCCUAAGAAGAAUGCAGGUGGCACCAAACGCCUCCCCCCUGCCAGGCCAGCUGAGCUGGACCCAUCCAAGUUGGUUAUUGAUCAUGGGGCCUUUUGCAUUGAUGCUGACGAGCCAUUGUCACAGACCCCCUUCUCGACUUUGGGACCUCUGUCUGUUGGAAUUGCCUUGGCCACCUACGCGGACGCUGCUCCCUUUCUUGAUGAUGGACAGGUGUUGUCACGUGGUGGGCUUGCCCUGCUGAUCAUUAACCCUCCUGCUGACUUGUCCACAUCCUUGCAGUGGUCGUCUCUGAGGUUUGCUGCACGUUGCACUUACAAUAACGAACCCAUGUUGUUGUCUGGAGUCUUGGUUCAGCUUGGCCGCAAAACUGUGUACCAAUUCCGUGCCAAGAAUGUGCCGUCCAUCAUGUCCGUUGAUGUUGCAUGUGCCCGGGUUACUGUCCACUAUGAUCAGUGGGAGCAGAGCUGGGAAGACUUUGCCAGCAAGCCAGUGAAGCAUGUCCUUGCGUGCAUCCCAUGCCUUCAAACUUGCAGAACGGAAGGAUGCCAAUGUCCUGCCUGGCACCCCCAACAGUCGGAUCAGCAUGAUGCCCUGCUGGAUGUCUUUCGCAGACAGUUCUUCGGUGACAAUGGGCGUCCGACGAAGUGGGACAAAGCUUCUUACUUUGCGGUCCUCAUUCGAUAUGUGAAAAGCCUGGAAACAACAGUUUUGUCUCUGAGUGGCCGCAAUGGAGUUUUCAUCGAGCCCAAAACUGAAGAUGCCAUGCAGCCUCACAAUGAUUUUCAGGUCAUUUGGCUUCCGAACCUGGACUUUGCAGCAAUCGCUCAUAAAGCCAAGUGUGAGGCCCACUGCAUCGGCAUUGCCAGGUCAGGCCGACGCUUUGGACUUCGCGUCAUGGCUCAGCACUUUGCCGAAGUUUUUGCCAGUGUCAAACCAGAAGCAGUUUACUUGGCUCCAGGGUCCCGACUGACCUACCACACGGGCCCUUGGCCGUAUGGUUGUGACAGAAAGAGCAUUGCCAAAGCUCUGCGUGCUGUUGGGUGGGAAUGCAGACCCUUGCAGCCUUUGCAAAGUGUUGUCGGUGGGUUGGUUUGGUCGGUCCAGGCCAUUUGUGAACCCCCCAACAAUGUCCUGUCAAUGCAGCAUGGUCAGGUGGUUUUGACCAGGCAUGAUCCGCGUCAAGCACCUGCUGAGGCCCCUGCACCUGUUGUCGGCCAAGAAGCCACUGUCCGCCUGUGCUCUGUACAGUCCCUGCAACAACAGAUGCUGGUCUCCAUGGACCUCCAAAGCAAGCAGAUGCAGACAAUGCUCACGGAGCAAAUGUCUCGCAUAGAGACGAUUUUGUGCAAGAAGAGUAAGUUUCAGUUGGUUAGCAGCAUAGAUGCCUCGGUCGUCGCCAUCAGUGAGACUCACUUGUCCAAAAGGUCCACCAAUGCUUUUUCUGGCAGCCUCCGGGCUAUGCGUUCCCGUUUUACAAAAGUUGUCACUGGCGCCCCACUCCCGCAGAGGGCCGCCAGUAGCGAUGCAGGUAGUUAUGCUGGAGUUGCGUUCGCUUCAUGCUUUCCUUGCCGCACCUUGGCAGUUCCAUGGCCAGUUGAUGCGUACGAGACCAGCCGUGUUCAGUGUGCUGCCUUUUUCAGCCCUGCAGGGUGGGUCACAGGUGCUGUUGUGUAUGGGUACCCACAAGGCAAGACCCAUGUUGACGCCAAGGGGAAAACUGAGUUGCUGUUGGAUUUUCUGUUUGACCAUUUGCACUCCUUGCCAGGUCCUCUGUUCUUCGCUGGCGAUUGGAAUUUUGAGCCACGUGAAUUGGAAGUAGUUGCCAAACUUCGUGCUGCUGGUUGGGUGGAAGUCCAAGACCUUGUGCUACAGCGUACUGGUGCCCCGAUCCAGAAGACAUGUAAAGGGGCCACUAGAAAGGAUCACCUCUGGUUGUCCCCUGAGUUGGUGCUUGCCUUUGUGGGACUGUCCUUGGAUUUUGAAACCUUUGCCGAUCACGCUGUCAUGGUUGCACGGUUCCGUGGGGAUACUUGUCAUGCUGAGCGCUUUGUGUGGCCGUGUCCUCAACCUGUGCCCUGGUCCCAAGUCCCUCCGUCUGGAUUUGCAGUGGAGUUUUCCUAUCCGACUGACCCGUCAACUCAGUAUGCAGUGUUGUGGCAACAGCGUGAGCAAAGUGCCCAGGAAGCUUUGCAGGACCAGUGGGUCCCGGCCAUGGGUGGUCGAGGUCAACAAACCAAACCCCGCCGUGUGGUUGGCAGGCAUGCCCCUAUCAAACGAGGGCGCUACCAAGAUGUCCAGCCCACCUUUUAUGGAUUUUCAUCGGUGCAUGCCCAGCGGUUCAAGCAGUUGCGGCGUCUGCAGAACUACUUGAGGUGGGUUGUGAAUCACGAGGCUGGGAAAACCUCGGACACUACUCAUGGCAUUGCGUUGUGGUCUGCUGUGUUGAAGUCACCUGGGUUUGUCCCUUCCUUUUCCCGUUGGUGGCCUGAACGUUGGUAUGUGUGCCCCAAUGAUCCUUGCAGCAUUCCCCAGUUUUGUCCUGCCUCCAGUGUUGCCCAUCAGAUCUUUGAUGCUGUCUUCGCUGAAGUGCGGUUGUUUGAGCGUCGGUUGGUUCACAUGCGCGCUGCUCACAGGUCUGCACAGCAUGCUGCUGAUCGGAACCUGAUUUUCAGGGAAGUUUCUCGCCCAUCUGCAGAGCCUGUUGAAACGUUGCUUCAUCAAGUCAGUGGGGUUGUUGAAGAAGUUGAUGCUCAGGAGUCGGCUGUCAUCCUUACUGAGUCAGUUGAUGUGCGUCCUGGAUUUGCCUUGUGGGUCGGGGGAUCUCCAAAGGAUGUCAUACAUGCUGAAGCUGAUAAGGUGUGGCUUACUGACAUCGAUGGCAUCCAGGCCACUGACAGAGUUGUCCAAUCUGAGCCCGUCGGUGACCUGGCGGCUAUUUUUGAUGCCUUUCAUACCCAAUGGAAGCAACGCUGGUGCCGUCAUGAUGCAACUUCCUUCCGUCAAUGGGAUCAGCUUGUGGGUUUUGCCUCUCGUGUUCUCCGGCCUUCACCCAUACCUCACCUCCGGGUUGACGUGGACUUGUUGCGUGCUGAAGUGUCCCGGAAGAAAAAGACUGCAGCGACUGGGCUUGACGGAGUCAGCAGGCAAGACUUGCUCCUUGCCGAUGACCAAACGCUGCAAAGUUUGGUCAAUGUGUUUUGCCGAGCGGAAUCCGAUGGCAUGUGGCCUUGCCAAUUGUUGGCAGGCAAAGUCCACUCUCUCGCCAAAUGCGCAGGUGCUUCGGGAGUUGGAGACUAUAGGCCCAUAACUGUCUUUGGUUUGCCCUAUCGUGCUUGGUCCAGCCUCCAGUCGAGACACCUCUUGCAAUGGGCUGAAACCUGGGUUGACGAAGGAGUUUAUGGUAACAGGAAGGGACGUCAAGCCUCUGACCUUUGGAACUUCUUGCUUCUCCAGAUUGAAAUGGCAUACAGCACUGGCCAACCCAUUUGCGGGCUAUCGGCUGACUUGGAGAAAUGCUUCAACUGUAUUCCCAGGUUUCCUGCGUUGUGCCUUGCCGUUCUUGCAGGAACCCCUUCCGAAGUUACAACUGCAUGGGCUGGUGGACUUGCCUCCAUGAAACGGCACUUUAAGGUCCGUGAGUCGUUCUCCAGUGGCUUUCUGACUUCAACUGGAUUGGCCGAAGGGUGUGGACUUAGCGUCUAUGGGAUGCUGUUGGUUGACCACCUUUUCCACGUCUGGACUUCCUACCAAGGGGUGCCCUGCCGGUCUCUGUCCUAUGUUGAUGAUUGGCAUGUGUUCACUUGGGACGUUGACUAUGCCGUGCGGCAAUUGGACUUGGUUGUGGAAUUUGCCUCCAUGUUGGAUUUGACUGUGGAUCGUCGCAAGACUGUUGCUUGGUCCACCGAUGCCCAGACACGGAAAGCCCUGAGAGACCGCAAUGUUCCUGUGGUUCACCAAGCCCGUGAGCUCGGAGGCCAUUUCGGGGUGUCCCGACAGUUCACCAACAAAACGGUGACGCAGAGGCUUGAGGCAUUGGAAGACUUCUGGCCGAAACUGCGCAGUUGCAGAGCCAGACAUUCUGCAAAAGUGCACAUGUUGCGGGCGGUUGCCUGGCCGCGAGGGCUCCAUGCCAUUGCCAGUGCGCCAAUUGGUGAUCAUGUUUGGACUGAACUUCGCCGUCGUGCCACUAAUGCCUUGACUUGCAACAAGCCUGGUGUGAACUCUCACUUGCUCCUUGGUCUGGUUGAGGUGCGUGCUGAUCCCCAGUUGGUUGCUUUGCUUUGGACGUGUCGGGCUGCCCGUCUCAGUUGUGACCUUGACUUCUGGACUGCCUCAGUCGCUAGUGUGGCCCAUGGGGACAUGGACUUACCCCCCAAUUCGGUGGCAUCAGUGUUGUUGGGUCGUCUCCAGCAUGUGGGACUCCAUGUUGAUCGACUUGGUUUAGUCCAUGAUGCGUUUGGCUGCUUCUCGGUUCAUCAGGGCAAUUUUGCUGAGGUUGAAAUGAGGCUCACCUGGGCGUGGUAUCAAGUGGUUGCUUCGAAGGUUCAACAUCGUUCUGAAUUUCAUCGACUUUGGCAGGUCGAUGUACCUGCUACCCGGCGUGCCCUUGCUGCUUUGGCUCCGGACGACCAGGCUCUGCUGCGGUUUGGAUUGACUGGUGGACUUUUCACUGAGGCCUACAAAGCCAAAUGGGCUGAUCAAUCAGAUGUUUGCAGAUGGUGUGGGGGGCGUGAUACUCUGCAACACCGCUAUUGGGAGUGCAUUCAGCAUGCAGAUCUUCGUGCCUCUCUUGCGGCCGAUGCGGCCAAUGUUUGGACUUCCCUGCCCCCUGCCCUGUCUUUGCGUGGGUGGGCUCUGUUGCCUCCCACUUGGCAAGCUUGA